This is a messenger RNA of Oncorhynchus gorbuscha (pink salmon), 3680 nucleotides long. RefSeq names its product calcium/calmodulin-dependent protein kinase kinase 1-like. The transcript has 17 exons. NCBI's taxonomy places the organism in Eukaryota, Metazoa, Chordata, Actinopteri, Salmoniformes, Salmonidae. Gene Ontology annotation, molecular function: ATP binding; protein kinase activity. The coding region runs from base 356 to 1903 and encodes 515 amino acids. Gene Ontology annotation, biological process: protein phosphorylation; activation of protein kinase activity; CAMKK-AMPK signaling cascade. The record is from RefSeq and is a predicted model, not a curated record.
UUCAGCGCACAAUAAAGGGGACAAGGCGUGUGUUUGGAAUGAUACGGGCGUGUUUCAUGUUGGAUUUAUAAAAGCGGUUGUCCGACAUAAAGUCAUUUUCAGUUGUAGCCAAUGUUAUUUGGCUUUUAUGUUAGUGAUUGAACGCUGUGUCACUGUCACAAUACCGACGGUUCCAGCUGGGACAUCAAUCUUGUGCUCGAGGGCUCUCCAAAACAUAUUGGUCCAGGCGUACUGCUUAUUCUGGUGAUUGUUUCGAUCCAGUGCUUCCCCAGGCUGGCCCAGACCCACACCACGUUGAUGCUGGUGGGCUCUAACCUCCUCUUCGUCCUGCGCUCUCCCAUCCCUCCAUCCAGUGAUGGCGAUGAGUACCGACCCGGGCUGCAGAAGGGACGACCUCAGCCCUGACCCUGACCCAAUGACCCCUGACCGCAGUGACCUCACUGCCAUGAUGGCCACCGUGACUGUGACGACCACCGAGGCGGGCGGCUCACCGGCCAAUGGCGUGAGGAUUGGGGCUCAGCAAGGAGGAGCUAAGAAAGGCCCUGCUCAGCGGCCACACCUCUCAGGGAGGAAGCUGUCGCUACAGGAGCGGGGCACGUACCCAUCUGGGAGGUCAGGGGGGGCUCACGUCUCCCCCCGUGUGGUACGCAGACCCACCGUGGAGUCCAAACGCGUCUCCAUCUCAGACGCCGAGAACUGUAUCCAGCUGAACCAGUACAAGCUGAAGAGUGAGAUCGGAAAGGGCUCCUACGGGGUGGUCAAACUGGCCUACAAUGAGGAUGACGACAAACACUAUGCCAUGAAGGUGGUGUCCAAGAAGAAGCUGAUGAAGCAGUAUGGAUUCCCACGUCGCCCCCCUCCUAGAGGACCCAAGGUGGCGGUCCAAGGAGAGCAGCCCAAAGUACUAGGCCCCCUGGAGAGGGUCUACCAGGAGAUUGCCAUACUCAGGAAGCUGGACCAUCUCAACAUAGUCAAACUGGUGGAGGUGUUGGAUGAUCCUGCAGAGGACAACCUCCACAUGGUGUUUGAUUUGAUGCCAAAGGGUCCAGUGAUGGAGGUCCCCACAGACAGUCCCUUCACUGAGGAGCAAACACGCCUCUACUUCAGAGACAUUGUCCUGGGUAUUGAGUACUUGCACUACCAAAAGAUUGUCCACCGGGACAUCAAGCCUGCUAACGUGCUGCUGGGGGAUGACGGCCAUGUGAAGAUUGCUGACUUUGGGGUCAGUAACCAGUUUGAGGGCAACGAUGCCCUGCUCUCCUCUACGGCUGGGACUCCUGCUUUCAUGGCCCCAGAGACCCUGUCAGAUAUCCACCAGAGCUUCAGUGGAAAAGCAUUGGAUGUAUGGGCCAUGGGAGUGACUGUCUACUGCUUUGUGUUUGGGAAGUGUCCGUUCAUUGAUGAAUACAUCCUGGUUCUACACAAUAAGAUCAGGACUAAAUGUGUGGAGUUCCCAGAGUCGCCAGAGAUCAGUGAGGAGUUGAAGACUCUUAUCCUGAAAAUGUUGGACAAGAACCCUGACACCAGGAUCACCAUACCUGAGAUCAAGUUGGACCCAUGGGUGACCCAGGACGGUUGUGAUCCUCUCCCUCUAGAGGAGGACCACUGCAGUGUGGUGGAGGUCACUGAAGAGGAGGUGCAGAACUCUGUCAAGUUUGUCCCCAGCCUGUCCACCGUGAUCCUGGUGAAGGCCAUGCUGCGCAAGAGAUCCUUCAGUAAUCCCUAUGAGUGUCCCAGGAGUAGAGCGGAGAGGUCCAUGUCUGCACCUAGCAACCUGCUCAUGGAUGCGUGGCCGUUCCGCCACUCUUUAAAACUCCACCCCUCUCUAAGAAAGGGCAGCAGUGGAGAGGGAAGUAGGGAGGGAGAGCUCGAAGACCUACAUGAAGAUGAACCCUUCUCCUGAAUCCCGUUCCUCCUCCUCUCCUCCAGUCAGCUUUGCCCAGUUCUACACAGCCCUCUUAACCGCAAUCUUACGCUCCUACCUUCAGUGCUUCUGGACUGAAACAGUGUUUUUCCUUUACUUACUCGUGUUUCGAUGUCACUUUACCUAGACAAUGCAUGGUGAACGUUAUCGCCGUUCAGAGACUCUCUUAGGCACCAUUCACAGUGGACAAUAUUGGUGCCCUAAGAGCCAGCAUGACCAAGAGACUGGAGCAUGCAACUGACAUUAUUACGCCCCCUACCGUUUGAAACAAGACAUACACACAGGGCUUUUUUUCAGUAGUUUGAAGGGGCAAUCUGCAGACGCUUCAUACAUUUUUGGAAUUAUAAAUGUAUUAAUUAUAUAUACGUAUGAUUCUUGAAGAAUAUAACUUAUAAAUGCCUCAUAAGCUUAGUUUAACUGUCAUACCACAUCAGAACCAAAAGCUUGUUUUACUCCAAUGUCUGUAAACACACACUGUAUAGCCUCAAAAUAUGCUUGACACUAUCAUUUGUAUAUAUUGAAGGGUCAGUCCUUGCAUCCAUAACUCUGUCUAUUAAUAUCAGAGUGUUUACAUUUUUCCAGGCCCAUCCUUCAGCUUUUUACCAAAACAGAGGGGAACCAUUUUGUUAUUGUUUAAUCUGCGGAUUGCCCCUUUAAUGCUGCAGCGUUGUACAUGGAUCAUAAAUGUGUGUGUCAGUGUAAUGUCAUUGUUGUCUAUCUCACCCGUACAUGCUAAGCUGUCAACAUAACCCUUAAGUAAUAAUAAUAAUAAUAUAUUUUAUUUUAAGCGCUUUACAAGACACCCAAAUUCACUUUACGUACACAAUCUAAUCUCCACGAUUAAAAGCAAUAAAAUCAUACAUUAAAAUGAGUAAGUAUAUAAAACUACACCGAACAUAAGGAAAGACUAACCAGGGGGGAAAAAACUGAACAGGAUGACACUAACUAGGGAAGUGAACUAGUGAGGGAUCUCUAAGACAACAGAUAAUGUGAAGAGGUGUGUCUUUAGUGUGGACUUGAAUAUGCGUAUGGAAUGUGAGGUUUUGACAUGGAGAGGGAGGGAGUUCCAGAAUUGGGGGGGGGGGCUGCAAUGCUAGAAGCAUUGUCUCCCAUGGAGCAGAGCCUGGUGUGAGAGAUGGUUGGGAGGCCAAUGUCAGAAAAGCGCAGUGAAGUGUACGGGUGCAGGAAGUCAGUAAGGUAUGUGAGCAUUUUGAAGAUGAUCCUGUAUUGAACUGGGAGCCAGUGGAGUUUCAGGGUGGGGGUGAUGUGGUCCCAAGGUUUGGUGUCUGUGUGGACUGGUCUCUUCCUCGCUGUUGCUCUAAUUGUCUCCCCUUCAUUCUCUAAUGUUUUUAUUAGGGUACAGAAUUAGAGAAGGGCUGUUUCUCUGAAUCUCAGGCAGUAGGAUGAAGCAAGCCUGUUUCUCUCCCCUGUCUCCUAGACUCUGACAAGAAGCAGCAACCUAUCCUCCUUAAAACACAUUUGAAACCCACAAUUGUGAAAGGGGGAACACUAAUCAUAUUUAUGCAGCCUAUUAAUCACCCUCCCAGAACCAAGUAAAUGUUUUAUUUCAAUUUAAGAAAAACUUCAUUGGAAAUUGGCCCAUUCAUUGAUAGGGAUGCAUGUGAGAUUGUACAGCAGUAAACUGGGUUAUUUGUCCUUUAUACAUUCUUCUUGAUUUCAAAAUGGAAGUGAAAGCAGGUAAUGGUGUUUGUAUGUACUGUUUCUUUAUUAGUAAAAGGUUAAUUUAUGAAAUAAA